This is a messenger RNA of Penicillium manginii, 747 nucleotides long. RefSeq lists its product as uncharacterized. Gene Ontology annotation, cellular component: cytoplasm; nucleus. The transcript has 3 exons. NCBI's taxonomy places the organism in Eukaryota, Fungi, Ascomycota, Eurotiomycetes, Eurotiales, Aspergillaceae. The coding region runs from base 1 to 747 and encodes 248 amino acids. The record is from RefSeq and is a predicted model, not a curated record.
AUGAAAUUUCUCUGCUUACUGGGGGCCUACUGCAGUGCAAAGGGAUUCAAAGCGCAACUCGGCCCAUUCAUCACUUCACUUCAGGACAAUGGAGAAGCCAAGUUCUUCUUUGUUCAGGGCGAGAUAGAAGUGCAUCCACCAGAGGAACAUGCGGCGUUCUUCGGGCCCCCGCCAUAUUAUUCAUUCUGUCAAGCCACGAGGGGAAAUCUAGGCAAAUUCAAUAUGAGCGACUUUCCCAAGCGCGAGUCGGCAGAGGUAUCGAUGAGAGAAGCCAUCGAGCUCGCAGAUAAUCCGAUAUAUCUUAAUAUCUCAAGCGUCCUGGAUCGCUUAAUCAAGAUCGUUGAUGCGGAGGGUGACAUCGAUGCCGUCAUCGGAUACUCGGAAGGCGGCCAGAUAGCUGCAUCCCUGCUGAUUGAGGAAGAGCGAAGGCGAAAAGAAUAUGGAAGAGAGCCUCGUUUGAAAUUGGGCAUUCUGUUCAGUGGCUGGCCUCCACUCGACCCAAUCAAGGGCCACAUCAUGGUCGGAGACGAGGAUGCGGAUGAGUAUGAGAUAACCGUUCCAACAUGCCAUGUCAUCGGGGCUCAAGACCCGUUCCUGGACGGAUCGAUGGUUCUAUACAACAUGUGUGACCCCGAUACCUCGGAGAUCUAUGAUCACGGCGGAGGCCAUAUGAUCCCUCGCGUGAAGAAGACGGUCGAUGAUCUGGCGAGUUUUGUCCGGGAACAAAUGGACGCAAUUGUUGCUUGA